Molecule: messenger RNA, 2796 nt
Organism: Pocillopora damicornis (cauliflower coral)
Lineage: Eukaryota; Metazoa; Cnidaria; Anthozoa; Scleractinia; Pocilloporidae
Product: protein PAT1 homolog 1
Biological process (GO): P-body assembly; deadenylation-dependent decapping of nuclear-transcribed mRNA
Cellular component (GO): P-body
Molecular function (GO): RNA binding
Source: RefSeq, a predicted model, not a curated record
CGUUCAACAUGUCAACAUGGCGGACCCACUGUUCGGUUUCAGUUCUGAGAUUCCGGCGUUUGAAGACGAAGCAUUGUCUGAAUUGGACCCAUCGCUGACGAAUCUCGCAGAAGGAGAUGAAUAUGAUCAACUAAACGACGACACAUUUGGUGACGGAGCAUUGGAAGAUGAUUGGGAAUUUGGUCACAGAAAACUAGCAGGUUUGCCAGUAGAAGAUGAAGCUUCAGAAAGAGCCCAAUUUGAUGAGUGGCUUAAGAAAAAGGGGCUUGGAUCAACAGGUGACGGUCCUGAGGCAAAGUUUGUAGGAAGAAACAUAGAGGAAGAUUUUGAGGAUGAGCUGGAUCGAGAGGAGGAAAUUCUUGAGCAGAACUUGACAAAACUGGUAGAUGAUGAUGAUGGUGACUCUAUCCCUGUACCUAAAACUUCUUCCAAGUAUAAGGACAUCAAGUACCCAUCAGGCACGAAUCCAGCUUGGGAUGGCACAUCACCUCUCUCAAGUCCAACUUCAACUACUUCCUUACAUGAUCUGAUCUCUCCAUCUUCAAAUAUUUGGGGAUCACCUAAACUUGACAAGGAAAACACCAACAAAGGACCAGCUAAUACUCAGUCACCAUUGACAGAGCUGCUUAAGGCAGAGGGCAAAAAGAAACAUGUGCAGAGAAGGCCUUUUUCACCAGCCUUUGAGGACGACUCAAUUGUCCAGGCUGUGCCUCGCCAAACUCUGGUACCACCAAGUCGUUUCACAACAAAGCCUCAUCCAGUUAAUGCUAUCAAAUUAGAAGAUCUGGAAAAGGAACUCACAACAGGUCGUGAAGGUGCCCCUCAGCAAGUUCCAGAUGCAGUUCGGCAAACACCUCAUAAUUCCAUGAUAGGACGACCACCUCCUGGCAUUCCUAGGCCAAUGAUGACACCCCCAGGUUUCUCUUCUCCAGCACCAAGGAUGAGUACCCCACGGAUGCCUCCCCAGAUGUUCCAACAAAGACCUAGUCCAUCAAAGCAUCCAAUGCCAAGUAUGUCUGGAAUGACUGGAAUGCCUAGAAUGCCUGGCAUGCCCAGUAUGCCUGGUAUGCCAGGCGCAAGCCCUCACUUGAUGAGGACACCGAGAACACCACAUUAUCCAAGACAUCCAUUUCCCAUAGUCCACUCAGAUCCUGGUCACCUGAUGAUGAGGGGAGGUAUGAUGAAUUUCCCAAUGAGUCCACAUCACCAAAGGUUCAGUAGCCCUCAGUUUCCAAACAGAAGAUUUCAGGACCCAAGACAGAACUAUCAAAGGCACCAGUAUGAUGGCAGAAUGUCAAAUGAUAAUCGCUCACCCAGACAGCAGGACAGAGGGGAACACCAUCACCAGUUUACUGAUUUAGAGAAGAAAAUUCACAGUAUUUUGACAGCAGCUGAAAGCGGCCCGAACCGAUUUGAUCCCUACGCUGGUCUAAUGACAAGACGAGAGAAAGAGUGGUUGAUCAAGAUUCAGCUUCUUCAGCUCACUAGCAAUGAACCAGAACUAGAUGAUUACUAUUUUCAGACAUACACCAGACGGAAGGCUGCAAAGGAACGAGCAAAGCAAAGUGAGGGUGUACAGCAUGAUGUUGAAGAUAACAGGGCAAGUAGAGCGCCAAGAAAUAUGGCCUUACCUCAGUUUGAACGAGAGAAAAAGAGCUACACCCCAUUGGACUUUCAAGGUUCUUUAGGGAAGGUUUCUUCAUCAUCUGUGCAGCAUCCAAGACAAAUGGUGGAUCUAAUGCACCUCAGUAAAGCAUAUGAACAGGAAAAGCAAGGAAGUUCAGCUCCUUUGAAGGACACGAAGCGACGCAGCCAGCUCUUACUUAACAUUGAAAAGAGUUACGAUUACCUUUUGAACAUUGAAAGCUUAGAAAAAAGGUUAAUUCAUGUGGAAGAAAAAGAAAGGAAUGAACUCUAUGAAGCCAGGCAAAGCAAUGUGAAGAAGCUGUUCGAUCUCUUAAACCUUUCUACGGAAGGUUCCUCAAAGGAUGAUGACGAACUCUUUGUGCAGUUCAUAUCAGUCCAUAAAGGAAAACGUCUUCUCAGUAGAGCUCUACCCUUAUUUAGCACGGUUCAAAUGGAAGCUGUGUUGAUGGCAAUUGCUAGGAAUAUUUUGGCACUAAUAAAAAGAGACAACACUGAACCGAGCUUGCAACAUUUAAUGGUUCCUCUUAAUCGAGCUUCUGAACUGGCAUCUCCUACAGUGGUAAUUCAGUGUCUUAAGGACAUAGUGUCUACACCUGGUAUCUCCGUCUCACAAGGGUCAUCACUUAGUGCAGUUCUUCUCAAUCAGUUUGGCGUAGGACUCCUGAGCAUACUGCUAGGGAGAGCAGUUGUGAUUUCGAACAGUCUCACUGAAUCAGAUGAUGAGAUGCUGAAAUCUUGGUUGAACAUUGUUUCUCAAGUUGCAAGCAAGUUUCAGGACAUACCAGUAAAACAGCUGGGAAGAAACCUUGAAGCCGCCGACAGAUUAGUCGCGCUAUUGUCAACCUGUACUGAUGUACAGACUAAAGCUUUAUUACAGGAACACUUAAGAUUGGCGGCUUCUGCUUAGUCAGAAAUCUCAGCUUAGGAUGUGACACUGCUGUUUUGGAAUAGACAGCAAAUAAACUCAAGCUAAUUGAAUUGAGAAUGGUUUUUGCGCGAGCUGUGACUCGCCAUAUUAUGCUUUUUGUUUGUUAUUAUUGUAUAAACUUUGCUCUGUGAAAUGUUGUAAAUACUGUAUCACCAAUUCUUGCCAAAUUUCUAUGUAAAAGGAAGUAUACACUCCCUAAAAGUAUAAGUGGGUUAUCAUGA